Molecule: messenger RNA, 1387 nt
Organism: Rhizophagus irregularis DAOM 181602=DAOM 197198
Lineage: Eukaryota; Fungi; Glomeromycota; Glomeromycetes; Glomerales; Glomeraceae
Molecular function (GO): protein binding
Source: RefSeq, a predicted model, not a curated record
UUAAAAAGUUUUUUUCCAGUAAAAUAAAAUUUUAAAAUAACCAAUGGAAACUGAAUUUUGUGAAUCAGAUACCUCAGACAAAGAUACUGAUACAAUAAACACCAACAAUUGUUUGUAUUGCAAUAUAACUUUUAAUGAAAAAUUAUGUUGUAAAGAAUGUAUUAAUUCUUUAGAAAAGUUAGCAGAAAAUGGUGAUAAAAAAGCAAUGCUUAAUUUAGCCACAUGUUAUAUGAAUGGAAAAGGAGUAAAAAUGAAUUUAGAAAAAGCUUUUCAUUGGUACCAAAGAGCAGCAGAAAAUGGAGAUGGAAAAGCAAUGUAUAAUUUAGCUAUAUGUUAUAAAAAUGGUCAAGGAACGGAAAAGAAUUUAGAAAAUACUUUUUAUUGGUAUCAAAAAGCAUCAGAAAAUGAAGAUAAAGAAGCAAUGUUUAAUUUAGCCAAUUGUUACUGUUUUGGAGAAGGAACAGACAAAAAAUUAGAAAAAGCCUUUUAUUGGUAUCAAAAAGCAGCAGAAAAUGGUGUUAAAGAAGCAAUGAUUAGCUUAGCCCAUAGCUAUUAUAGUGGUAAGGGAACAGAAAAAGAUUUAGAAAAAGCUUUUCAUUGGUAUCAAAAAGCAGCAGAAAAUGAUGUUAAAGAAGCAAUGUUUAAUUUAGCCAUCAGUUAUAGAUAUGGAGUAGGAAUAGAAAAAAAUUUAGAAAAAUCCUUUCAUUGGUAUCAAAAAGCAGCAGAAAUUGGCGUUAAAGAAGCAAUGUCUAAUUUAGGCACAUGUUAUAGUUAUGGAGUAGGAACAGAAAAGAAUUUGGAAAAAGCCUUUCAUUGGUAUCAAAAAGCAGCAGAAAGUGGAGAUAAAGAAGCAAUGUUUAAUUUAACCAAUUGUUAUUAUUUUGGAGAAGGUACAGAAAAGAAUUUGGAAAAAUCCUUUCAUUGGUGUCAAAAAGCAGCAGAAAAUGGUGUAAAAGAAGCAAUGUUUAGUUUAGCUCAUAACUAUUAUAAUGGAGAGGGAACAGAAAAGAAUUUAGAAAUAGCUUUUCAUUGGUUUCAAAAAGCAGCAGAAAAUGGUGUUAAAGAAGCAAUGUUUAAUUUACCAUAUGUUAUGAAAAUGGAGAAGGAACAGAAAAAAAUUUAGAAAAAGCAUUUUAUUGGCAUCAAAAAUUAGCAGAAUGUAACUCUAAAGAUGAAGUUGAAUUAUGUAAUGAAUGCAAACAUCCAUAUAUUGAUUAUCAGUGGUGCCAACAAUGUAGUAUUAAACGAUUUCAACAAGAUUUUACAGAGUGGACUAGUAAAAAUGCAUUUAUUGAUAAAUUUAUUCGAGAAGCACAACUAAAUGCUAAAAAUAGUUAUGAAAUUUUAGAGUGGAUACCUUAUAAUAAAUUGUCAAAUAUUAAUUAUU